GGGAAAUUCCUACCACGUUGUGAACUGUCACGUGACCGUCCUCUCUGCGCCAUUUUACAAUAGGUCUUCUCUUUAAACUGUGUAGCAGCAAUCCCUAAUACACCAAGAUGGUUAGGGAAGAUAAGGCAACCUGGAAGGCUAACUAUUUCCUGAAGAUUAUCCAACUUUUGGAUGAGUACCCAAGACUUUUCAUCGUUGGUGCUGACAAUGUGGGCUCAAAACAAAUGCAGAAUAUCCGUCAGUUUAUGAGAGGCACAGCAACUGUUCUCAUGGGCAAAAACACCAUGAUGCGUAAAGCUAUCCGUGGUCACAUUGAGAACAACCCUGGCCUUGAGAAGUUACUCCCAUAUAUCAAGGGAAAUGUUGGCUUUGUACUAACUAAAGAUGACCUCACUGAUGUAAGAGACAGGCUUCUCCAGAAUAAAGUAGCUGCCCCUGCCAGAGCUGGAGCUAUUGCCCCAAUUGAUGUAAAGAUCCCUGCCCAGAACACUGGUCUUGGUCCUGAGAAAACAUCUUUCUUCCAGGCUUUGUCCAUCCCAACAAAGAUCUCUAGGGGUACCAUUGAAAUCUUGAAUGAGGUCCACUUGAUUAAAGAGGGGAGCAAGGUAGGAGCAUCUGAAGCGACUUUGUUGAACAUGUUGAAAAUCUCGCCCUUCUCGUAUGGUCUCAUCAUCCAACAGGUGUAUGACAGCGGAACUGUCUUUAGCCCUUCAAUCUUGGACAUCACCAAUGAGGACCUACUGCGACGUUUCAUGGAGGGUGUAAGGAACAUUGCAGCCGUUUCACUAUCCAUUGGCUACCCAACUGUAUGCUCUGUACCUCACUCUAUUGUGAAUGGAUUCAAGAAUCUUCUGGCCAUUGCUGCUGUUACAGACAUCUCCUUCAAGGAAGCUGAGACGUUGAAAGAGUAUCUGGCAGACCCUGAGAAGUUUGCUGCAGCUUCAGCUGCCAGUGCACCAGUCGCCAGUGCCACCACUGAGGCUAAGGAAGAGAAAAAGGAGGAAAGUGAGGAAGAGGAAGAAGAUGAUGACAUGGGAUUCGGACUCUUUGAUUAA
Owenia fusiformis is the source of this 1055-nucleotide messenger RNA. The record is from the annotation of a GenBank genome assembly. Lineage: Eukaryota; Metazoa; Annelida; Polychaeta; Sabellida; Oweniidae.